AUAUUUUUCCCCAUUUUAGUUUCCCUGCUUUGCUGAUUGUCAGUCUAAGGACAUGUUUGGUUUCCUUGUUGCAUAAUCCAGCUGUCGUCAGUUCUCCUUGCUGGGCCUCCAUUUUCUCAUCUAUGAAAUAAAGAUUUUAGAUGGGAAGAUCUCUAAGAUCUUUUCCAGCUUAACUUUCUGUAAUUUCAUAACCUCAAAGACCUCUUUUCUGUCUACCUUUAUCACCGUCUCAUCUUGCCAUUUGGUGUUUCCUAAUGGGAAUGAGAAAAAUAAUGGCAUUUCCAUACUCCCCCAACUCCUCAUACCUAUUAAAGGCUACAUCUAAACCUCGGUGAGUUUCUGGGACAUUUCUGAAUCAAAUGAAAGGACAAUUGUGUCCCUUUUUGUGUCCAAAUCUUGUGAAGGAUAUAUGUCUAUAAUAAGAUGUGAUCAUCAGUAAAGUCCUUUACUUACUGGUAGAAAACAUUUUGGAAUAAAGGCAAAAUCUUUUUGGAAAAGGAUAAAAGUUAUGACUGAUGUAGGAUACCUGUACAAUGUUUUCAUCCACGCCGGUAAUUUAGGUUCUGAAGACUUCCCUUAACCUUUCUAGGCUUUAGCUUUCCUGUUUGUUCAUUCAUUCACCAUUUACCUGCCUCUAAUACUUUAUAAUAAAGUAAGUCUAUCUCUAACAUUUUAUGAAAUUGCCCAUGAACAGAUCUCACUCUACAUCUUGCCAAUUCAUAUGCCACUAUCCUUUGACUUUUCACCUCUGUCCUGAAUGGCAGUACUGCCUUGGCUCCCAUGCAUCCCCUGAGAGGGGCGCAGCAGAGCCUGGGUCUCUCUACAAGCCUUGCUGUGGUCUGCUUCUCAGAUGGGAGCUGUUCAUUAUUUUCUGGAAGGUUUAUGUAACAGAUGUUACAAGGCAGACAAGUAAGCACACACCCCCUGAGCCCGGAGCACACAGGCACGCACACACUUGCCAAUACCAAUACAAGGAGAGCUGCUGGGUGAUGGAGGGAGUGUGCUGAGGGGCGGGCGCGGCUCCGAAGCCCAGCUAACGUCUCUGUGUGGCCAUGCUGUAUUUUCAGCUUGUCAUCAUGGCUGGGACAGUGCUGCUUGCCUACUACUUCGAAUGCACUGACACUUUUCAGGUGCAUAUCCAAGGAUUCUUCUGUCAGGAUGGAGACUUAAUGAAGCCUUACCCGGGGACAGAGGAAGAAAGCUUCAUCACCCCUCUGGUGCUCUAUUGUGUGCUGGCUGCCAGCCCAACUGCUAUUAUUUUUAUUGGUGAGAUAUCCAUGUAUUUCAUAAAGUCAACCAGAGAAUCUCUGAUUGCCCAGGAGAAAACAAUUCUGACCGGAGAAUGCUGUUACCUGAACCCCUUACUCCGAAGGAUCAUAAGAUUCAUAGGGGUAUUUGCUUUUGGGCUUUUUGCUACUGACAUUUUUGUAAACGCCGGACAAGUGGUCACGGGGCACCUGACGCCGUACUUCCUGACGGUGUGCAAGCCCAACUACACCAGCGCAGACUGCCCGGCGCACCAACAGUUCAUCAACAAUGGGAACGUCUGUACUGGGGACCUGGAAGUGAUAGAGAAGGCUAGGAGGUCCUUUCCCUCCAAACAUGCUGCUCUGAGCAUUUACUCCGCCUUAUACGCCACGAUGUACAUCACAAGCACAAUCAAGACGAAAAGCAGUCGACUGGCCAAGCCGGUGCUGUGCCUCGGGACCCUCUGCACAGCCUUCCUGAUGGGCCUCAACCGGGUCUCUGAGUAUCGGAACCACUGCUCCGAUGUGAUCGCGGGCUUCAUCCUGGGCACUGCUGUAGCCCUGUUUCUGGGAAUGUGUGUGGUCCAUAACUUUAAAGGAACACAAGGAUCUCCUUCCAAACCCAAACCCGAGGACCCCCGUGGAGUACCCCUAAUGGCUUUCCCAAGGAUAGAAAGCCCUCUGGAAACCUUAAGUGCACAGAUGGAGAGGAAUAUGAAGAUAGCAACAGUAAAUUACUUCCCCAAGCCACAUAGCCAGCAAGUGGGAAAACUGGGGUGAGUAGCUCUUUAAGCAGACAGAAUGGGGAUAACUGAUAAUAAAACAGGGUUUUUAUAUCAUGACACAUUUUUCAUGUAGCUGAGUCCUGCUAAAAUGUUUAUUUUCUGUAAUAGUCUAUCUCGAAAUCUUGUUGUAUUUGGCAUUUCCUUACUAAAUCAUUUUUACAGAGUGCAAGAGAAGCAAAUCUCCUCCCACUGGAAUUAUCAUGUACUUCCUAUCAAUAUAGUAUAAAAUAUUUCACUAUUUAAAGAGUAACUAUCAGACAUCUGAGAAACUAUCGUAUUUCUUUUCACAUUUAAUGAAGUCUAAUUUUAUUAAUGAACCAGAAAAAAAAAAAGCUAUUUCCACCUUGGGAAAAAUAUCUAGGGCUCUCCAUUAAACCCAGUGCCAAGUAUUUUGUUCUUUUUCCCUUCACCUGUAUUAAGGUGAAAAUUUUGACUUGGUCCAGUUAGAAAUAACAUACUGAAAAUUUUACUACUGAUUUAUGUAUAGCCAGUUAAUGCAGGUUGAAUGACGAAUUAGCUAAAUAAUAAAACCUUGUAAUGAAAUGGUGAAAUAGACUCUCCCUAGUUUUUCUUCCCUAAUUAUGUUCUUGUACCCGGUGAGGUCAGAGUGUUUCCCUCUAUUUUUUGAGAUGAAGCAAUUAAUGACAAAGGUGAAUUUAAAAAGCAAGCCGAGAUGUUUGCCAAGUUCCACAAACAUAUCAGCCUGUCCUUGUAAAUGCUGUCGACUUUGCCCUGAAUGUCCUGGUCGAAGGGCACCCUGUUUCCGCCCCAUCCUUUUACCCAGCACUGCUCAAGCAUUACCUUCGUUCUGAAGCCUUCUCCAGACUGCUCUCUUCUCCCUCAGAGCCAGGAAUAGUUGACCAGGCCAAGAGACAUCCAGGCCAUGUUUUGGGGGAUUCUACUUACAUUGAAAAAUGAAGUGCCAACCCGGUUUCAAAACCUCCUAUUCGCAAUAUAGAUUUAAAAAAUUCUUUUAAAAUAUGUAUUAGUUUAUUAUUCACUACAGGCAGUAGUUGAACUUUUCAAAUCUGUCCAUGUAUCUUUAUUGCCAUGUAUAUCCCCUCAUCUGGGCACAAUCUGAGGCCUUUCGUGAAUAUCAGGCUUGGGUCAAAGGGACCCCAGGCCCCAGGUGUGAUUGCCCCUCACAAUUAAUGUCAGUAAUCCCGUCAUAUCUGCCUCCCACAAGGACUGAGAGAUUUUUAAGUAGGUGAACCAUGUCUUUCUUACUCUCUAUAUUUCCUGGCAUUCACUAGGGGUGAAAUAAAUAUGUAAUGGAUGGACAGAUGCAAGCCAGAACCAAAACCUGAACUAGACCCUCUAGUCAAAACUGAGAACCUAAAAUUGGGCUCUAGUCAAUAUCUGAAACUCCAUGGUAAAUAGAAGUUUAUGAGUAAUGAUGAACAGGACUUCUGCAGGCUAGUCAAAAUAAAGCUACAGGAAGCCGGAUGGAAAGCAUUGCCUCUUAAGUGAUGCCUUCCAUACUAGUUGUGCAAUAUUCAAGUAACCAAGCACCUGCUUUCCACAUGGGUAGUUAGGAGGAUAUACCCUUUAUUUGUGGGUCAAGAAGAGAAACUGAGCAUUUAUUGCAAGCCCUCACAUUCAGUCCUUACAAUAAUCCUGCAAUUGGCAAUAUUAUUCGACUUUAUAGAUGAAGUAAGGCACAAAGAGUUUAAGUAACAUGCCGAAGGUCACCCAGUCAAGAUUAAGACCCAGACCCAUCUAAUUCUAAAGGCCCUGCUUGCUCUUGUACACCACACGGCCUGACGUUCAAGGAAAAUUCCAUUUUGAAAUCUACAACUCUCAGCAUUGAAUAUGGAAACACGCUCUAGGGGACAGUGUGUGUGAGCUGAGCUGCACAGGGCUGGCAGGGUUUACACUGAGCCACAGCUCUUCCAAAAUAAACAUGCCCUGUGUUUUCCCCUGUGGGCGAGAGCUUCCUGUGCAACGGCAGCAGCCAUGGCUUCUACUAGAAGCUGCUCCUUUGUAAUUUCUGGGAUAGAACCAUCUUCCUGGGAGGAGGACUUGUGGGAUCUGAGAGAAGAUAUGAACCUGUCUUUAAAGCACACAUUCUCACAAGUGAAAUCCAUCCAGCUGUUCAGAGCGCCUCAAGAAGAAGACUGUCUAGCUGGGGAGGGAACCCCCUCACCCUCCCUUUCCUUCUUCCAGAGACAUCCUUUCCCCUUUACCACACAGAGCCCCAGAGCUGCAGUGUUCUUUCCUCCUCUCCAAAAGAUCAACUCAAAUUUGAAAAUUUGCCUUCUGCGGUUGAGACGGUACAUGUUCUAAAAUCUUUCCCCAAUACUAAAGAGAAACCAGAAAGUAAAAAAUUACAGAAUCCAAACGAAACAAAAAUGGUCAAGUUUCCAAAGCAUUAUUUUGUUAUGCUACAGAGCUGUUGUAUCCUAGAGAGACCAGCUCCGAGCUAUCCUCGUCCUGUGGCCUCACACCCACUUUCACCUGCGUAAUCAAGCUUAGCGUUGAGCAACUGUGUCUUUGUUGAACACAGUUUAUAUUAACAGAGAAAUGAGAGGUGAGCCAGUGUGUUAACUCACUGUGUGUGGUAUAAAGUCUCCCGUGUCUCCUGAUGGGGGCAGGGCGGUGUAGGGGGGAGAUGAUAUUUUUUUCUUUAACAAAAAAAGAAGGAUCCAAUCUAUCUCAAGACUCAGAUGCCUAUGACCUUAUUCCAGAAGAUUCUGAUUUAGCCAUUCUGGGGUGCAAAGCCAUAUAAGAAAAUAGUCCGAGAGGAAUUCUAAUGCUCGCCACCCCUUGAUUUAGAGCUAGUGAUAUUAUAGACUUCAAAUUAUAAAUAGAAAAAAGAAAAGACUUGGAGAGUUAAAGAAAUCUGCCCAAAGUCACCCAGUUAGUUAUCUUAGGCUGUUAAACUACUUUAUCUUUACCACCCACUUUUAAAUGGACUCUUAUAAACAUAUAAAUGACCAAACUAUUGACC
Molecule: messenger RNA, 4982 nt
Organism: Balaenoptera musculus (blue whale)
Lineage: Eukaryota; Metazoa; Chordata; Mammalia; Artiodactyla; Balaenopteridae
Gene: PLPPR1
Product: phospholipid phosphatase related 1
Exons: 6
Coding region: 1053-2027 (324 amino acids)
Biological process (GO): phospholipid metabolic process; signal transduction; phospholipid dephosphorylation
Molecular function (GO): phosphatidate phosphatase activity
Source: RefSeq, a predicted model, not a curated record